UGAGGCAGCAGCUGUACCAGUGCGACAGUGUGCCGCGCUGAAUUAUAUAACGGUUUCCUCCGCCAUAAACACACUCAAUAUGUGCUCGUAAUGUCCUGUUUGCCAGCUUGUUGACCCUCUGUGUUCCCCUCCUGCAGGGUUUAGGAGCCGUUGAUGUGGACGGAGAGACAGGGACGUGAGCGGCCAUUGAGGGUGCCGGUGAGCCCCCCAUCUGCUCGGUGUGCGGGCUGAGCUUCGAGGGGCUGAGCUUCGGUGGAGGACCACAUGACGGGGCACAACAUGGAGAAGCGAAACAUGGGAGUACACCCCUUCGUCUGCUCGGAGUGCAAAAAGAGUUUCAAGACGGCCAAUGUCCUGGAGGCCCACCGACGGAUUCACACGGGCAAGAGGCCCCAUGGCUGCUCCACAUACGGCAAGAGCUUUACCCAGUUGUCGCGGUUGCGGGAGCACCAGUACGUACACAGCAGUGAGCGGCCCUUCACCUGCUCCGACUGCGGCAAAGGCUUCAAGUCGCCCAAGGACCUGAAGGUGCACCGGCGCCUGCACACUGCGGAGCGCCCUUACAUCUGCAGCGACUGCGGCAAGGGCUACACCCAGUCCAGCCUGCUGAAACCUGCACGAAGCACCAGCGCACGCACACUGGCGAGCGCCCCUACACCUGUGCCCAGUGCGGCAAGGGAUUCACCCAGUCCAACACCCUGCUGA
Molecule: messenger RNA, 705 nt
Organism: Leucoraja erinaceus (little skate)
Lineage: Eukaryota; Metazoa; Chordata; Chondrichthyes; Rajiformes; Rajidae
Product: oocyte zinc finger protein XlCOF19-like
Exons: 1
Coding region: 265-705 (146 amino acids)
Source: RefSeq, a predicted model, not a curated record